CAGGAUCACCUUCCACAGACUUCAGGACCUCAUUUCCGGAGCCAUCGUGACAACUCCACCUGUAGGCUGGCGGUGUUCCAGCGCAGAGAAUCUGAGACCAGUGUCUUCAAAGCCUCAGGAAUUGAACAAUUCUGCAUUCAUGGAGGGCCUAUCAUGCAUCCCAUGCACCUUCAGAUGGCAAUGUAGUUUAUAUUUGCCUCUCCUAGAGGUAGAGGGACAUCUGGGGUUUUCAACCUAUGUAUUGAGAUCCAGUUCAUAGAACCUACAAUUCGCUCUUUUUGAGGAUUAUUUGAAUUUGAGAUAUUCGUAUGAUGAUAGAAUGAUCAGAUCCUUUUGCAGAUCCGUGUACUACUGGUUUGUAUUCAUCAGACGUCACAACAGAGUUGUACAUGCUACAACAGAUACUAGAACGUAUCCAGAGACUGAAAAAACUGAUGACAACAUACUUACAGAGGUUGUCAUCAGUUCCAAUGAAAAUGACAUUACUUGCCCGGAAAAGACUGAACCACAAGAGAUAAUCUCGAAACAUGUUAACAAAAGUGACACAGAUUUACUAGACAUUGUCAUCAGUUCUGGUAACAACACAACUACUGGUGACUCAGAUACUGUACUGGCCGUUGUCAACAAUACUACUGGCCUGGAAGAUACUAAAACAGGAGAUCUAAUCUUGGAAGACAUUAGUGAUAGUGAUACUGAUACCAUACCGGAUAUAGUCAUUGGUUCUGGUAACUUCAUGACCACUGGUGUGAACACUUCUGAAGUUCCUCAUGUUGGAACCACAAGUCAAUCUGUGAAACCUUCUGAAGUUUCUCAUAUUGGAAGUGAAAAUAUAUCUACUUAUGAGUUACGUUCAUUUCCUGAAGGCAGAAGGACAUCAUCUGAAUGGGCACUUGAGUUGUCAGCACUGAACAAGAGCGUGGAUCUUUCUGAAGUUUUACCAGUACCUCUCCUUGGAAUCCUAACUGAUGAGCCAUGUCCAUACGAAAUUUGUAAGGGUCGUGAGAGAACCUUCCAAAAUACUACCAGAGCUGUGCUUUCUUUUUGUGCUUCCACACCUCGUUAGUAAAGAAUAAUCGCAUCGUUAUGUGGAAUAUUUCAAAAUUGUAAAAAAUGUGUUUCACAGGAAUUUACCGCCAAAAAGAAAGCUUAAAAUUGAAAGAAUUGUAGUCCAUUCGCUUCACGGGUAAACCAUUUUGGAGUAUGACAACAGUUGACAGAAUACAUGAUGACCUAUCAAAAAGUGCACCUGAUGAUUUUCAGUUUUGAAACUACUUAGAAAAAUGAUAGAGCAGCACAGAGAAAAAUGAGCCAAAGGAGCUUACAUUGGAAGAUAAGCCAACAGAGCUCACAGUGGAGGAUAAUCCAGAAGACCUUAUACUGGAAGAUAUCAAAAGGUGAGAUGCACCAACAGAGCUUACACUGGAAGGUAAGCCAGAAGAUCUUACAUGAAGACAUUACUGAAAGGUGAGAUGCUUCAACAGAUCUUACACAGGAAGGUAAGCCAACAGAGCUUACACUGGAAGAUAAGCCAACUGAGUAUGUACAUGAAGAUAUCAGUGAAAGGUGAGAUGGGCCAACAGAGCUUACCCUGGAAGAUAAGCCAACAAAACUUACACUGGAAGAUAAGCCAACAGAGAUCACCUUGGAAGCUAAACCAACAGAGCUUACACUGGAAGAUAAGCCAACAGAGUAUAUAGUGCAAUAUGUCACUGAAAGGUGAAAUGCAUUCCUAUGUGUAUAUAUGCAUGUACAUAAAGAUACACAUAUUCAGCCAGAUUUUCUGGCAAUUGUAUCAAAAGUUUGAGCAUUACAGCUAUGUGUGUAACAUUCCUUCCUUUUUCAAGUUAAGUGAAUGAAUGAAUGAAUGAGAAGACAGACUAUGCCAUUUCAGUAAGCAGCAAAGAAAACUUCUAGAAAACUAUCAGAUAGCUAUUUGAAUUGGGGAAUAUAUGUUUUGUAUGACUGCAGUAACAGAUUAUUACAAGCAAAAUUGUUCACAAUUUAUCUUACAACCCUAAGGUUGUAAGAAGUCUCAUGUCAAAAUUUCUGUCAUUAGCUCUUUAUCAACUAUGAAAAAGAAUCUUUCUAUAAUUCUUUUUUUUUUACCAUUUCCCUAUUUGUUGGCAUAUAGACUCAUUCUCUAGCUCUCUGCCUUUUUAAUCAUUUUGUUCCAGUCUUGGGCUUGAGCUCAGCAGUUGGACACUAACCUUGAAUUUGCUUUGCUCAAGGAUAGUGCUCUUCCCUUUGAGCCAUAGGUUUACUUCUGGCCUUUUCUAAGUUUUGGAGUCCAGAAACCCUGGGAUAUCCUUCCCAUCAAGCCAUAUUCCUCAGAUCUCACUGAGUUGGUAGGAUUCCAGGCAUAAGCCACCAAAUGCCCAGCUCUGCCUUAUUUUGAAUGUAAACCUCUUUAGGGACGUUGGGUGCUAACUCUUUUUUAUA
Dipodomys spectabilis (banner-tailed kangaroo rat) is the source of this 2439-nucleotide messenger RNA. RefSeq lists its product as uncharacterized. The transcript is spliced from 19 exons. NCBI's taxonomy places the organism in Eukaryota, Metazoa, Chordata, Mammalia, Rodentia, Heteromyidae. Bases 320 to 1063 code for a protein of 247 amino acids. The record is from RefSeq and is a predicted model, not a curated record.